CCCAGCAGGACGACAACCGACAGCCCCAACAGGACGUCGGCUCGCAGCCCUAGCAGGACGACGACCGACAGCCCUAUCAGAACGUCGGCACGCAGCCCCAGCAGGACGACAACCGACAGCCCCAACAGGACGUCGGCCCGCAGCCCUAGCAGGACGACGACCGACAGCCCCAUCAGGACGUCGGCCCGCAGCCCUAGCAGGACGACGACCGACAGCCCCAUCAGGACUUCGGCCCGCAGCCCCAUGAGGACGUCGGCCCGGAGCCCCAGCAGGACAACGAUUGACAGCCCCAGCGGGAGGGCUCUCCAGUCAGUGAGGAGCCCUAGCAAACCCGCAAGCCCAGCCCUCAGUCGACUACAGCAGCCGCCGGCCACGCCGCCGAGCCCCCGCAAGCCUCCCCUGGACACGGGGCUGGGUCCCCGGGCCGCGGGCCAGGACUCAUCGCCUCCUAAGUCACCCACCCUGAGGCGGAUGCUAACGCCCAACAAACUGGGCGCGCACAGCGCCGGGUUUCAAAAGACUUUAGAGUUUUGGAAGCGGUAGACUGGGCGCGAUGUGGUGGACUGAGGGAGGAGCGCUCCGGUGAGGAUCAAGUCAGAUGGGCGUUUCUCUCGGGAUUUGAUCCAGUGUCUGUUGCAUUGUCGCGGCUGAGCGGCAAAGCAACUCAAAUCCCGACUGAUACGUCCUGUGAUCAUAUUUUACUGUGUGGUAUUAUCUCGUGUAGUUAUAAGAUUUUUUUAAAUGUCUAACAUCCAACUUUUGUGGUACUUUAUAUUGCGCCUUUGACCUGUGUAUGUAUAUAGACACCUAUCUAUUAUUAAAUGUUCGGACCACUAUUUGUGGGACCUUUGUACUCGACUUUUGUGACUUUUAGUAAAGUUUGUUUAAAAAUUAGUUGUACUGUACUUCCGUUUGCAUCCUGUUCCACACGUCUUUGCAGCUCUCUCCUGGAUACUAUAGUUAGGCCUUAGCGUAGCACAAUACGUAGUGUUUUCCUCCCACCACGUCUUCGGCCCUGGUGUGCUCUGUGGAGUGAAUUCCAUUUACCAGUUAAUGAGCUGUAAUUGAUUCCGCAGAGGUCCCUAGAAUAACUUUCCCCCUUUCCGGGGGAUCAAUAAUUAAAACUUCUUCUCCGAGUUAGGCCCGGCAUCCCUUUGUCACACCCCAGCGCCCCAACUCGAGUUCGUUUUCUUUUCCCCGCGAAUGCAGUCUCCCAUUUAUAAUCUUUGGGGUCGAGUCCUCUUACUCCGGUUCCCUGACUACUUCAGACUUUUGAUUCAUUUCUUACUACCAACAACACGACCGUGUGGAUGGAUUGAAUAGGGGAAAUGUUUGGCUUCCGUCAGAAACUUAUGUGCUGUAUCGUUAAUUCCAAAGUUUAACAAAAAAAUUAAAGCCAUUUUUUUAAAUCUCAAUACGACGGCCAGCAUUCCUUUGCCCUUUUUACGAUGCGAAGGAAGGACAGUGACGAAUUGCGCAUUAAUCUCGCUGAAAAUGAAGACAUACGGUUGGUGGCAGUUUCCUGCGAGUGUGCGGUUAGGUGGGUCCACCUCCACCUGGCUGAACUGAGGCAGGUGGACACGGCUGCUUGUGGCCUCUACUCUUGUCGGACUGUCAUUGUCUCUCGCCCCUUUCGAAAUGCGAGAGCUUGCCUCGGAAUACUAAAGAACCUGGCCGGCGCCUCAAACGCUUCGAGCGCUUUUUAGUUUGGCGCACGUGUCUGUGUACUGGAAAACGGACUGUAGGUACAGUUUUCAUAGAGGUCAUCCCUGCUUGGAGCAGCUCAUCAGUGCCAAUCGAAGGCAGGAAUAUCCUUGAUCUAUCGGUUCGGUGUCUUAUACCUUCUGCGCUAGCUUGUGAAGCUAUAUGCUUUCCUAGCUUUCCGAUACACUUUCCGCCGGGUGUUUCGGAGCACGCAGUGUUUGCGAGCGGGCUUGCCAACUCACAGGGGGCGCCUCACAGUUGGUCGAAGAAGGCAAAUCCGCGUGCAACUGAACACAAUCGUCACAUUCCUCGCUGGCAUUUUGUCUCUCUGGUGACGGCUCAUAAGGUGGGGAAGGUGCGGUCCUCGCGACAGACACAUCUGUCAGAGUGCUGUCGAGGGAAAGUCUAGCGCUGUUCAGACACACACCGGCGGGGCAGCGGGACACGAGUAGGUAACUGUACCGCCCGCUCCGUGCGCCGAGUUGUUAAUUGGUAGCUGUGUCCGGGGGGGUGCCAACGCUGUCCUUUGACCGCGCACACUUUUCUGACGCGGACGUGCGGAGCGGACCGGGAGUGGAGGGCGACGACUCGGGGCCCGGGCCGUCAGUCUGCAGGAGCCAUGAGCCGACUGCACUUCGUCGCCCUGCUGGUGCUGGGGCUGCUGGCCGUCGUGGUCCUGGCCAGCGCGGACCGACAUGAGCGCUUCUUCCCCCUGCUGGGCUUCGGCUUCGGGCCGCCACCGCGCGCCGUGCCCAACUCGCCGUGCGUCACGCAGAACGGCCUGAACGGCACCUGCUCCAGCCGCAGGAACUGCGCGGGCGUGUCCGGGGGCGUCCCGGCCGGCGACUGCGCCCGCGGGCUGGGCGUCUGCUGCGUCGUGGCGCUGUCGUGCGGGACGACCAGCAACGCCAACUUCACGUACUUCACCAACCCGGGCUACCCGGCCACGUACGCGGGCGGCGGUCGCUGCACCAUCACCAUCAACAAGUGUGCGGGCGUGGACCAGGUAGGCGCCGGGAGGGUCGGCAACCCAACGGGCUCUGGCGUGCGGCGCGGGGCCGCGCGCGACUCGGUGGGCUGAGGUGGCUGAGGGCGGUGGCUGGGGGAGAGACCUGCCGGACCGGCCGGCCCGAAGGCCCUCCCCGCCGAGGCAAUCAGCCAAGUCGGGGAAGUUUUUGUUUUCACUUUUUGCCCUGCUUUCCUCUCGUUUCUGCUGCGCGGAGCAGCCAGGGGGGCUGGAGGGCUGAUUGGAGCCGCCGAUCGCGGCGAUAACGCUGUUUUCCCGCACCCUCCUGUGCUUCUCUGUGCGCGCCGACUUUCAUCGAACGUCAAACAAAACAAUUGGACAGACUCCUCAUGUUUUCACAAACGGAACGACAAUAACUCAUCCCCCCAUCGCCCUGAAAGUUUUCUGAGGGGCUGACGAGAGGGCCUAAGGGGGAGCUUGGCGGCGGCGCUAGCGAGUGGGAUUUCGAGUGAGUG
Frankliniella occidentalis (western flower thrips) is the source of this 3186-nucleotide messenger RNA. RefSeq lists its product as uncharacterized. The record is from RefSeq and is a predicted model, not a curated record. The transcript is spliced from 3 exons. NCBI's taxonomy places the organism in Eukaryota, Metazoa, Arthropoda, Insecta, Thysanoptera, Thripidae. Bases 2324 to 2785 code for a protein of 153 amino acids.